Molecule: messenger RNA, 2455 nt
Organism: Sabethes cyaneus
Lineage: Eukaryota; Metazoa; Arthropoda; Insecta; Diptera; Culicidae
Gene: Pex5
Product: peroxisomal targeting signal 1 receptor
Exons: 3
Coding region: 320-2185 (621 amino acids)
Biological process (GO): protein import into peroxisome matrix, docking
Cellular component (GO): cytosol; peroxisomal membrane
Molecular function (GO): protein binding
Source: RefSeq, a predicted model, not a curated record
CUUCAAUUCAUCAGCGGAUUUGGUGUUAUCAAUUUUAUCUUGGUUUUCGUGAUUGUCGCUACUAAUCACGUCCGCAGAGUUAGUGAAAUUUGUGUUCUUCGGCUGGAGUGGCCCUUCCUGGAUUCGGUAGUGCUUGAAAAGUCUUGGUUGACGCUGCUUCCAGGACAAGUAGCAAUCCGUACGGGCAAAAAUGAUUCGUGUUUAGAAAGUGUUAUUUUCGACCUUUAGACCUCCCUUGAAAAAGGAGUAAAUCUCUACAUCUGACGACAAAGACGACCGGCAUUGUAACCAGUACACGAUCCACGUUACGUUAUUCAACAUGUCCUUUAAAGAUUUAGUGGAACCGGAAUGCGGUGGGGCAAAUCCGCUGAUGAACCUGGGUCGACAGGUUACUCGGGAUGUAGCUUUCCAAGAUGAAGGAUUUGCAGGAGGACGGUCGGCAUUCAUCGGAUCGGAAAAUGAUCUGGUAAAGGAGUUCAUGGGACAAGUUGCACCGGCUCCACAGUCAUUUCGCAUGGAUGUACUGUUGAAGGAGAUGAGAGAUAUCGACAGGCAGAAUUUUCAUCAACGUCAGAUCAUACCAGGACCUCCAGUAAUCGAAGAGGUUAACCGAUCGGAUUUGAAUUGGGAAAAGGAAUUCGCGAUUGGUUCAUCUAUCGGAUCGCAAGGAAUUACUCCUACAGGCCAGCGUGCGGAAAGUAAGCUUACCAGCAUCUGGUCAAACUCACAGCUGGAUCCGAUUGAAGGUACAAUUAAUGCAGGACCGAGCAACAUUUUAUAUACGAAAGAUUUUUUCGAUUUGAACGAACCGAAGAGCGAGGAAGAACAACAGUCGAUUCGCCAGGCUGCCGGAGAGUUGGCUGAGGUCUCUUAUCGCCGUGAUACGGAAAAACUUAACUACAGCGAGUUUCUGCAUUUUAUCAACAAUGUUGGCGAUGGCGCCGUAAGGAUUCACGAUGGUCAAGUAACUGGCGGUGGAACAAAUGUUUGGGCGAACGAGUUCGACCAGUUAGCCGCUGGGCCAUCGAAAACUAUCAGCAAGGACGAACCAAGCAUCGCUGAAGAUUGGGCUAUGGCUUUCGAGGAGGAUAAGAAACGGGAACAAGAGGCAGCUGAAAACUACAACAAGCAGUUUUGGGAUCGUUUGCAGAACGAGUGGCAUUCACUUUCGGAAAAUGAGAGUCAGCACCCGUGGUUGUCAGAAUUUUCCGAAUUUUACGAUCCGUACAAAGAGUACAAGUUUGAUGAGGAGAAUCCUAUGUCGAACGUAGAGAAUGCUUUCGAUAAAGGUAAAGCUUUUUUGGCACAGGGAGAUAUUCCAAGUGCAGUGUUAUGCUUCGAGGCAGCGGUGAAACAAGAUCCGGAAAAUCCGGAGAUUUGGGAAUUACUUGGAUUCAGUCAGGCAGAGAACGAAAAAGAUCCCAAUGCCAUUGCUGCUCUUAAUAAGGCACUAUCAUUUAAUGCAAACAACAUGCCUGUACUGAUGGCAUUGGCUGUUUCUUAUACGAAUGAAAGCAUGCAAAAUCAAGCGCUAAGAAUGCUGGUCAAGUGGAUGAAGUGUAAUCCCAAGUACGAAACUUUGGUUCCACCGGAAAUGUUGCAACCACAGGAAUCAUUUUUAGCCAGCUCGCUAAUGGGUGGCCCCAGUCUACAGGAAGUUCAGGACUUGUUUAUUAAGGCGGUCCAAAAAUCUCCGAAUGAAAUCGACGCUGAUAUACAAGAAGCUUUGGGUGUUCUAUUCAACCUAAGUUCGGAAUACGAUAAAGCAGUUGACUGUUUUCGGGCUGCUGCUCAAGUUCGCCCGAACAGCUCAAAAAUUUGGAACCGCUUAGGUGCCAGCUUGGCUAAUGGAAAUCGCAGUGUAGAAGCAGUAGAAGCCUACCAACGGGCUUUGGAAAUUCAUCCCGGUUUUAUUCGAGCGCGCUACAAUGUUGGCAUCAUUUGUAUCAACCUUAAAGCAUACAAGGAGGGAGUCGAACAUCUGUUAACAGCUUUGAAUCAUCAGGCAUCUUCAAUAGCACGUGCGGGAAUAAAUGUGUCCUCCCCGGCCAACCAGAUGUCGAGUACGAUUUGGAUUACGUUGCGUAUGGUGAUGUCUCUGAUGGGGAGACAGGAUUUACAACAGGCAAUUGAUAACCGUGAUUUGGAAGUGCUUAAUCGCGAGUUUCCAAUGAGUAACGAUUGAAGUGGGCUAAUUGAUUUUAUAUAGAGACAGGAUGGGAGUGGUUUAUUUUUUAUUUUAAUAUAUGGAGUACUAAAGGUAUAACCUUGGAAUAAAAAGGUUGAAGCAAAUUUGAGUAAAAAAUAUAUAUUCAACCAAGCUAAGUUCUUCAUGAGCAAUAUCAAAAACAAAAUUUAACAGAGCAGUGUAAAGCAAGGUCAUGAAAGGUACACACAUUUUUGUUUCAUUGUAUAACAUGCCCGUUUUGAUAAUGGUUAAUAAAUCAAAAGUACA